Messenger RNA from Neopelma chrysocephalum (saffron-crested tyrant-manakin), 4535 nucleotides. It is a transcript of the gene HK1, whose product is annotated as hexokinase 1. Gene Ontology annotation, cellular component: mitochondrion; cytosol. The transcript is spliced from 18 exons. NCBI's taxonomy places the organism in Eukaryota, Metazoa, Chordata, Aves, Passeriformes, Pipridae. Gene Ontology annotation, biological process: glucose 6-phosphate metabolic process; intracellular glucose homeostasis; glycolytic process. The record is from RefSeq and is a predicted model, not a curated record. The coding region runs from base 106 to 2859 and encodes 917 amino acids. Gene Ontology annotation, molecular function: D-glucose binding; fructokinase activity; ATP binding.
AGGAGGAGGAGGAGGAAGGGGCGGCGCUCGGCUCGGCUCGGCUCGGCGCGGCCAUCCCCGGGCCCCGCAUCGCUGCGUGCGCGGAGCCGCCGUGCAGCCGGCAGGAUGAUCGCCGCCCAGCUCCUGGCCUACUACUUCACGGAGCUGAAGGAGGACCAGGUCAAAAAGAUUGAUAAAUACCUCUAUGCCAUGCGGCUCUCGGACGAAACGCUGCUGGAUGUCAUGGCUCGCUUCAGGAGGGAGAUGAAGAACGGCCUCUCCAGGGAUUUUAACCCCACGGCUGCAGUCAAGAUGCUUCCCACGUUUGUCAGGUCCAUUCCUGAUGGUUCAGAGAAAGGAGAUUUCAUUGCACUGGACCUUGGUGGUUCUUAUUUCCGAAUUCUGCGGGUGAAGGUAUCACAUGAGAAGAAGCAGACGGUGCAGAUGGAAAGUGAAAUUUAUAACACCCCUGAAGAUAUCAUGCACGGCAGUGGGACACGGCUUUUUGAUCACGUUGCUGAGUGCCUGGGAGACUUCAUGGAGAAACAACAGAUCAAAGACAAGAAAUUGCCAGUCGGGUUUACGUUUUCUUUCCCCUGUCGACAGUCCAAGCUAGAUGAGGGUAUUCUGAUAACCUGGACGAAGCGCUUCAAAGCAAGUGGAGUGGAGGGAGCAGAUGUUGUGAGGCUGCUUAACAAGGCCAUCAAGAAACGUGGGGACUACGAUGCGGAUAUCAUGGCUGUUGUGAACGACACCGUCGGGACGAUGAUGACCUGUGGCUUCGACGACCAGCGCUGCGAAGUUGGCCUGAUCAUUGGCACCGGCACCAACGCCUGUUACAUGGAGGAGAUGCGGCACAUCGACCUGGUGGAAGGGGAUGAGGGCAGGAUGUGCAUUAACACGGAGUGGGGGGCCUUUGGAGAUGACGGCUCACUAGAAGACAUCAGGACUGAGUUUGAUCGGGAGAUCGACCGUGGAUCUCUUAACCCAGGGAAGCAGCUGUUUGAGAAGAUGGUCAGCGGGCUGUACAUGGGGGAGCUGGUAAGGCUCAUCCUGGUGAAGAUGGCCAAGGAGGGGCUGCUCUUUGAGGGGAGGAUCACCCCUGAGCUUCUCACAAAAGGGAAGUUUGAGACAAAGCAUGUUUCUGCCAUAGAAAAGAGCAAAGAAGGUUUGAACAAAGCCAAAGAGAUCCUGACGCGGCUGGGGGUGGAGCCGUCCCACGAGGACUGCAUCGCCGUCCAGCACGUCUGCACCAUCGUGUCCUUCCGCUCCGCCAACCUGGUGGCCUCCACCCUGGGUGCCAUCCUCAACCAGCUGCGGGACAACAAGGGGGUCGGCCGCCUCCGCACCACCGUGGGCGUGGAUGGCUCCCUCUACAAGAUGCACCCACAGUACGCCCGGCGCCUGCACAAAACCACGCGGCGCCUGGUGCCCGACUCGGAGGUGCGGUUCCUGCUGUCGGAGAGCGGCAGCGGGAAGGGGGCGGCCAUGGUGACGGCCGUGGCCUACCGGCUGUCGGAGCAGCACCGGCUCAUCGACGAGACCCUGGCCGAGUUCAAGCUCACCCACGAGCAGCUGCUGCAGGUCAAGAAGAGGAUGAGGGCGGAGAUGGAAGCGGGGCUGAAGAAGAAGACUCAUGAGACGGCCAAAGUGAAAAUGUUGCCCACCUUCGUCCGCAGCACGCCGGAUGGGACAGAAAACGGAGACUUUCUGGCACUUGACCUUGGAGGGACAAACUUUAGAGUUUUGCUGGUGAAAAUCCGCAGUGGUAAAAGGAGAACAGUUGAGAUGCACAACAAGAUCUAUGCCAUUCCUAUAGAGGUGAUGCAGGGAACAGGAGAAGAGCUGUUUGAUCACAUCGUUACCUGCAUUUCUGACUUCCUGGAUUAUAUGGGGAUAAAAGGUGCACGUCUUCCUCUUGGCUUCACCUUUUCCUUCCCUUGCAAGCAGACCAGUCUGGAUGCUGGUAUCCUUCUCAAUUGGACAAAAGGCUUCAAAGCUACAGACUGCGAGGGAGAAGAUGUGGUAUAUUUGCUUAGAGAAGGAAUUAAAAGAAGAGAGGAAUUUGACUUGGAUGUGGUGGCUGUGGUGAAUGAUACAGUGGGCACAAUGAUGACCUGUGCUUACGAAGACCCAAACUGUGAAAUCGGGCUCAUUGUGGGAACGGGCAGCAAUGCCUGUUACAUGGAAGAGAUGAGGAACAUAGAGAUGGUGGAUGGUGAGCAAGGGCGGAUGUGCGUGAACACGGAGUGGGGAGCGUUCGGGGAUAACGGAUGCCUGGACGACAUCAGGACAAUAUAUGACAAAGCAGUUGAUGACUAUUCACUGAAUGCUGGAAAGCAAAGGUAUGAGAAAAUGAUCAGUGGGAUGUACCUGGGGGAAAUAGUCCGCAAUAUUUUGAUCGACUUCACCAAACGGGGGUUCCUGUUCCGAGGCCAGAUUUCGGAGACGCUGAAGACCAGGCAUAUCUUUGAAACCAAGUUCCUUUCUCAGAUUGAGAGUGACAGGUUGGCCUUGCUGCAGGUGCGAACCAUCCUGCAGCAGCUGGGGCUCAACAGCACCUGCGACGACAGUAUCAUUGUCAAGACGGUCUGCGGGGCGGUGUCAAGGCGAGCAGCUCAGCUGUGUGGUGCUGGAAUGGCUGCUGUUGUAGAUAAAAUUAGGGAGAACAGAGGGUUGGAGCGCCUGGAGAUAACGGUCGGUGUGGAUGGCACUCUGUACAAACUACAUCCUCACUUUUCGAGGAUCAUGCACCAAACAGUCAAAGACCUGGCACCCAACUGCGACGUGACCUUCCUGCUGUCGGAGGACGGCAGCGGGAAGGGGGCCGCGCUCAUCACAGCGGUGGGAUGCCGGCUGCGCGAGGCCGAGCAGAACUGAACUCCACAGCCCUGGCCCCGAUUCUGUCUUGUGAGCACUUUCUCAUAAAGCAGCGACUGCAUAGUCAGAACUGGUAAAAACCCAGAACUCACUGCUUUAUCGGGGGAAAAAAAAAAAUUACAACUAAUGACAUAAAAGAAAAAAAAUAGGAUACAAGAUAGAAUGUGUGCUGUUAAUAAUAUCUCCUGUUUCUGGACCCCAAUCUGCAUGUUUCUUACUCACCUUGUUGGUACCUUCCCCAUCUGUAGGUCAUGGAAAAAAUCAGUCUAUAAUUUCUGCAGUUGUCAAAACUCGGUUGUUGUCUGAGAUGAAAUUGCCCCCAAGUGAUGUGCAUUGAGAGCUACCGUUGCAUCGUACCGAGUGUGUCCUUUGCAGCAUCCCUGUGAGCGCACUGCCAGCACGCUGACCACCAGACCUGGGUGUUGAUGCUUUUAGUGAAGGGGAAGCAACAGUUCCCUCCUGCAUAUCUACCUGCUGUUGUUCCGUCUAAAGCGAUUGUGAAAACAUUAUGGUGUGUCAGCACUGUGCACGCAACUCUAUAGUGGGACUUGACACCGCGACUUACUCGCUUCCUUGAUGCCUGUUCUGUCAUGGUAAAAGUAAACGCCCUUGUCCCACAGAUCUGGUUCCACUGGUAUUUCCCAUUGCUUCUGUGAGCAGUGUUGUGUUACUGGGCGAAAUCCGCCACGUUUCGGCAAGAAAUCCCCAAAGAGUAAAAUGAAGUGGUUGGUGAUUGGGGUAAUCCAAACCUCCAGACCUGCGACAUCGGCAGAUUCGUGGUCCCUACACGGCUGUGCUGUGCUCUUCUGUUUAAAAGUUCUUAUAAAAAGUAUUUCCUAUCUCUUCUCGUUAGUCUGGAUCAGGGCACUGCUGCUGCCCUUCCACGGAACCUGCAGCUCGCCUGUGUCCCUCGGAUGCGGCGCUUCCGUCUCUCGCCUUAAAUGGGUAUUUGCUUCCACACAGAGCUUUAAUCUUUAAUACUGUUCAGCAAUCACUCAGAACACAAACACUCAGCUAGAGUUAGUGCUCAGAAAGGAAUAGGAGGGUUUGAUUUUGAUCUUGCCUUUGAGGACCUGGGUGUGUAGACAACCCACCAAGCCAAAAUUGGACACAGCUUAUUCCAAGGAUGAAAGCAACAGCAAAGAUAAUACACACUUGGUGUCCCCUGUCCUCUGUCGAGUCGAUGCCAUUAUUAUACUUGCAUCAGUUGCAUUACUGAAAUUGAAAAGCAGUUAGGAAGGUAAACGUCGAGUAACAUUUGCAAGUCACACCACUUUCUGCAAAGAGGGAGACCACACAGUAGUCCUUAAUUCCCACUCUUCUACCAAAAAUGAAUUUGAGAUAUCUGCAUGGUUUUCCCUGCUGCCUUUUCCUGCAGAAAGUAGAUGGAAAUUUGCAGGCUACUCCUCUUUGUCCUCAUUCCACUCCCCUAAGAUUUGGAUUGCCCUACCUAUUGAUAACAUUUCAAUAUGCAUUAUGGUGCACUGUGAGUGAAUGUUGUAAAGUAACAUGUGAGUCACAAACAGUCAUUGCAGCUUUAAGUGUGUGUCUACCUGAAAAAUUGCAUGCCUAACUGGUUUUGCAAAGGUAGAGAGUCUUUUUACUUUGCACACUAGUAGCUCUGGUACUAGUGUUACGUGAUACUUGUGAAAAUAUUAAACUUUUUUGAUGUGCGU